Messenger RNA from Centrocercus urophasianus (Greater sage-grouse), 1324 nucleotides. RefSeq names its product 3-hydroxyanthranilate 3,4-dioxygenase (gene HAAO). The record is from RefSeq and is a predicted model, not a curated record. Bases 131 to 991 code for a protein of 286 amino acids. Gene Ontology annotation, cellular component: cytoplasm. The transcript has 10 exons. Gene Ontology annotation, biological process: 'de novo' NAD+ biosynthetic process from L-tryptophan; quinolinate metabolic process. Lineage: Eukaryota; Metazoa; Chordata; Aves; Galliformes; Phasianidae. Gene Ontology annotation, molecular function: iron ion binding; 3-hydroxyanthranilate 3,4-dioxygenase activity.
AGCCUGAAGACACCUCCUCUACCAACCAAUCCUGAGCUCUGGGGACCAAGUUGCCUGUGGUUUGCUUAUAGAAAGAGCACAGUGCAAACUCAAACAUCUUCCUCAAAAGCUUUGUAGUAGCUGGUGGACCAUGGAGCUUCUUGUGAAUGUCAGACAAUGGAUAGAAGAAAACAGGGCAGCCUUUUUACCACCUGUGUGCAACAAGCUUAUGCAUCGAUAUCAAAUGAAUGUGAUGUUUGUUGGAGGGCCUAACGAAAGAAAGGAUUACCAUAUUGAAGAAGGAGAAGAGCUUUUUUACCAAGUGAAAGGAGACAUGUGCUUGAAGAUAAUAGAAAAUAAGAAGCAUAAAGACAUUGUCAUCAGAGAAGGGGAGAUGUUUCUCCUACCUGCCCGAAUACCUCAUUCUCCUCAAAGAUAUGCAGACACUGUAGGUCUUGUAAUUGAGAGGCAAAGACAAAAGACAGAAAUGGAUGGGCUCAGAUACUAUGUGGGAACAUCAACUAAUGUGCUCUUUGAAAGAUGGUUUCACUGUGAAGAUCUUGGCACUCAACUUGCACCAAUAAUUCAAGAAUUUUUCAAUUCCAAGCAAUAUAAAACCGGAAAACCAAAUCCAGAUGAGCUCCUGAAAGAAACACCCUUCCCACUAAAUUGCUCUUCUGUAAUGGAGCCAUUCUCCUUGCAAGGCUGGUUGAAUGAUCAUCGGGGAGAAAUAAAUCGGAAGCAAUCCUUGAGAAUGUUUGGAGAUACCUUUGAAACGGAGGUUAUAGCUUAUGGACCAGGAACAACUGAAAAAUGCAAAAAGAAUUCAGAUAUCUGGAUAUGGCAGCUGGAGGGUGCAUCUACCAUUACUGUGGAUGGCAAAACUCUGACUCUAACUGCUGGUGAUAGCCUUCUUGUCCGUGCCCAGAGUUUGUACUGCUGGAAGAGAUCUGAGGAAUGUGUUGCUCUUUAUAUUGCUCAGGAUCCAAAACGCAAGCAGCCUUAUAACUAGUUUAUGUAGCACUUGACUUUGAUGAUAAAGAAGUUUUAACCUAUUUGUCUCAUCUUAAUCAUCUUUUAGUCAGAAUGCCUGGAAAUAUGAACAAUCUAACACAAUGUGGUUACACUGGAAUUAAGUGUAAUCAAGUGCUAUGCCUUAUAAUAACUUCUUUUUCCCCAAGUAGGUAAAAAUUCAGUAAAAUCUUCAACCAGUAAUUAUGUUAAAAACCAAACAAAGCCAUACUUCUUACCUGAAAGCAACUGAAAACAGAUCCAAGUAAUGGGAUUAGACACACAGUAAUAUAAAUGAUACUAUCUAGAAUAAAUUAAAAGUUUUCAAAUGCAA